This is a messenger RNA of Closterium sp. Naga37s-1, 184 nucleotides long. NCBI's taxonomy places the organism in Eukaryota, Viridiplantae, Streptophyta, Zygnematophyceae, Desmidiales, Closteriaceae. The record is from the annotation of a GenBank genome assembly.
CCGCCAUGGGAUACUGAGCCUGGGAAUUUGCUACCUCAUCCACUACACAUACGGCUGUGACUUCGACCUCAAUGGCAAGAUGACCCCAGGGGUGGUGGGGCCAUGGCACUUUGACAAGGGGGAUUUUAACACAGCACCGCCUCGCAACCUCUCCCUCCCACCCAAAGGGGCCGCUCCCUCCGUU